Leptinotarsa decemlineata (Colorado potato beetle) is the source of this 383-nucleotide messenger RNA. RefSeq lists its product as uncharacterized. Gene Ontology annotation, biological process: anatomical structure morphogenesis; cell differentiation; regulation of transcription by RNA polymerase II. Lineage: Eukaryota; Metazoa; Arthropoda; Insecta; Coleoptera; Chrysomelidae. Gene Ontology annotation, molecular function: RNA polymerase II cis-regulatory region sequence-specific DNA binding; DNA-binding transcription factor activity, RNA polymerase II-specific. The record is from RefSeq and is a predicted model, not a curated record.
CGAUUUCACCCGUUUCAACCUUCACCAACAUUUCCAAUGCAAGCAUUCUUACGGGAGGCAACAGCAAUACUUCCCCCACCUCCGUGGAAUCUCUCGAGGAACCAAGGGCUUCGAGUACGUCGUCCAGUCAUUCCCCUCAGCCCCAACCGUCGUCCUCAACAGGAUCCGCCACGAAUAAUAGCAGUUCCAGCAACCAGAGCAAACCUCCCUACUCCUACGUGGCGUUGAUAGCGAUGGCAAUUCAAAGCAGCCAUCUGAAGAGGGCUACGCUAUCCGAGAUCUACCAGUACAUCACUUCGAAGUUUCCGUAUUUCGAGAAGAAUAAGAAGGGGUGGCAGAAUUCCAUCAGGCACAAUCUGAGCCUGAAUGAAUGUUUCGUGAAG